AUGCUGCUGGGCUUGCGCUUCCUCAACAGCAGCCUUUUGCCCGCGGGCCCCUCUGUGGGCGCCACGCAGGGCGCCUGCGGCGCGCUCUUCACCGAGCUUUGGUCGGAUGCGGCGAGUGGCUUUCCAGUGCCGGUGAGUUGUUGGAUGAGCGACCUGGGCGCGAACGGCGAGCCACAUCAGCGGGAGCUCUUCAUCCUCUUUGAGCGCAUGAGUGGCUUGCGGAAUCAAUGCCCCGGUAGCUCCUGCACCUACCAGCUGGUCUUGGAUGCGGUGGCCACUGACCUCACGAUCGGGCAAGAGGUGCUCGACAUCGAUGCGGCCUGCUCCUUCGCCCAUGGUGGCUGCGACAGGCGCUACCAGAUCUAUGAGCGCGCCUCCGUGGUCUCCGAGCAGCGCACUGAGCCGGGCAGUGGCGGCGGCUUCUCCGUGGCGCUGCGCGAGGCAGGCAGCGACGGGGUGCUUCUAUGGACGCAAGUCUUAGGGCUCCGGCUCACCACGACUUCGCCCAUCCAAGCAGGGCAAACGCUUCGCCUUUUCAUGGCGCCCUUCACACAGUGGAGUGUCCGAGGUGGCUGCGCCGCGAGCUGCGCCGCGCCGCCGGGCAGCUGCAGCAGCACGUGCAGCGUGGAACGGAUUUUGCCCCGGACCUUCGAGAGCGAGCUGGAGCGCUAUGCCAUCCUCAAGUUGCAGCUGCCCACGGUGGAUCUUGCAGCCGCUGCCCACCUCCUCACGGUGACUGGCCUGCCGAUGCCCGUGGGUGUGCUGUUCCCGGCGCUGCUCCACGCAGAGGUCACCACGGUCUUCGACACUGAGCCAGAGUACCUCGCUGCUGGCUACUUCGCCUCGGGUGUCGCAACGACGCCGGGCAGUGCGGCCGCCGUCGCCGGCGGUGUGGCGCGCAUGGUGAGGAGCGGGCGGCAGGGCUUUGGGCCCAUGCCCUUUGUGGGGAAGAGGAAUUGGCUGUAUGCUCAGAUCCAGCCUCCAGCUACGACAGGGGCCACGUCAACCCUUGAGAUCUUCCCUCCGCAAGGCCUGGCCUGUGAUUUGCUGGGUCCUUUACCGGCCAGCGUGGUGCCCUCCUCCGGCGCCGCGCUGCUGCGCGGAGAGGGUGCGGCGGUGUUCGAUGGGCAGUUGGAGACCUUGCUUCGGCUGGACCGAGACUUGGAUGGCUUCCCGGACGUGCUCCGCGGCGCGCUCCAGGGCGAAGGUCUGGGAGCCUUGGGCACCAGCAGCUGCUUCUAUUCGCUUGGUGAAAUCCGGCUGCAUCUGUUUCAGCCGAUUUUCCUCGCGCUGGAGCUCCUGAACCCCUCGCAGCCCUUGGCUCUUGCUGCCUGGACCGUGCGCCUGAGCAGCCGGGGCGAACGAGACAAUGGAGAGCUAUACUCGGUGGACUGGACCUUCAGUGCGUCGGACGAAGACCUCUGGACGGGCGGCGUCGCAGUGUUGGGUUUGUUGGAGGCCACGCUGCAACCCAGCGCCUUUGGGCGUGGGAGCCCCAACAAUUUGAGCAUUCUCUUCAAGCCUUUGCAAGAAGUCCCGCCCAAUGGCAGCCUGGUGCUCGACGGUCCCCUGCACUUCGACCUCACCGGCUGCCGCCACGGUGUGCUACCAGGCGCUCGCCCUUUGCCAGACCCAGGGCCCUGCAGUACCAGCCAAACCCCCCGGCAAAGGACUGCGGGAACUGCACUUAACCGUGCCGAGUUGAAGCUGGGCGGAUGGCUCCGGGGAAAGUGGCGCUAUGGAUUCCAGUUGCUGAUCACCAACCCGACGGGAGAGGUGGGCGACGAGUCCGGCGACGACGGCUACGGCUUCUAUCUAUGGACGACGCACCCCAGCAAGGGACCUUUGGAUGGUUCUGCAGCACCUGUUGGGAUGGUUGAGGGUGAGGUGAGGAGUUGGCAGCUCUCCUCAGAGCUCUGGGAGACCACGGGUGUCUCCUUGCAAGUGGCCAGCGGCUUUUUGAUGAAACCGUUUUCCACCUUUGGCCUGGUCGACACGCUGAAGAUCUCAGACCUCCGCCUCCCUGGCAGUGGCACCUUGCGUCCCGCCGCCGUCCUGCGCCUGCUGGCGCCGCCGCAGGUGCGCUUUCGCGCGGAGGCCACGGAGAUCACGGCAGCUGCGGUGGCGCGGAGGUUGACUCAGCUGCGGGUGAACCCCAAAGUGGUGAGCCCGCGGCAGCUGAGUUGGGACUUGUCUGGUUUGGAGGUGGCUCCAGUCACCUACACCUUCAAGGUGCCCUUCGAAGUGGAGGUCCAGCAGGUGCCGUUCGAGGCCGCUGCCGACUUUGUCCUGGAAAUGAUCGGCGGCGGCGGCCUGGCGGGCGCGAAGCGCUUCGCGGCGCCCAUUCUCAGGAGCUUGGUGGGCGCCUCGAUGAGGUGCAACUCUCAACACGUGGGCGCUUUCACAGAGCUGCGCUUUCACAUUCCGCUGGGCGCACCUCUGCCGAAGGAGAGCAUGUUGCUCCUCCAGGCAGAUGUGUCCACUCCAGGACUCACCCUUCAUUGCCCCAUGCAGGCGGAAGAGGCGCCUGGCUGGGUCCCUGACAGCGUGGCCUGCGCCAUCGUCUCCGUUUCAGCAUCGUUCGCCUGGCAGCUGACGUCCAGCGUUGGCUGGGCUGCCGGGUUCUAUGUGCUGCGGGGCCAAGCAUCCCACGUGGCGGGAAUCAGUUGGACCAUCUCCAGUUACAGCCCUGAAGGACGGAGGAUCCCUUGGAUGCGCCGGGCACAGCGGGAUGCCCGCAGAGUGAACUUUUGCCGUCCUCCUUGGAUUUCUCCACGGCGAGCCACAAGCCCCGACAGCCCACAGAGGUCUUCUUCACCUUAG
This is a messenger RNA of Durusdinium trenchii, 2823 nucleotides long. Lineage: Eukaryota; Dinophyceae; Suessiales; Symbiodiniaceae. The record is from the annotation of a GenBank genome assembly.